AUGAACGGAGUCUCUGUUGAUAUUACGCACUUGAAGAAGGGGGAAGUGAAUUUGGGUACGUCCAUUAUGGCGGUCAAGUUCAAGGAUGGUGUUAUAUUGGGUGCAGAUUCAAGGACUACAACAGGGUCAUACAUUGCAAAUAGAGUGACCGACAAGUUGACGCAAAUUCAUGAUACUAUAUACUGCUGUCGCUCAGGAUCGGCAGCAGAUACGCAAGCAGUUGCUGACAUAGUGAAAUAUCAUUUACAAUUAUAUUCUUCCCAAUUGUCUCACGAUGAAAAGCCUACCACUGAAGUCGCCGCUAACGUAUUUCAAGAAAUCUGCUACAAUAACAAGGAUGGACUUACCGCAGGUAUAAUUUGUGCUGGAUAUGAUUCUAAGUCAAAAGGAAGCAUUUAUCUGAUUCCUAUCGGUGGAUCUAUUCAUAAACAGAACUACGCUAUAGCAGGUUCAGGGUCAACAUUUAUCUACGGUUGGUGUAAUGAGCACUUUGUGCCAGAAAUGGAAAAGGCAGAAUGCAUUGAUUUUAUUAAGACUGCAUUAUCAGAAGCAAUCAAAUGGGACGGCUCCUCUGGUGGUGUUAUUAGAAUGGUAAUUUUGACUGACAAUGGAGUUGAAAGGUUAAUUUUUUACCCUGAUGAAUAUCAGAAAUAG
Molecule: messenger RNA, 654 nt
Organism: Priceomyces carsonii
Lineage: Eukaryota; Fungi; Ascomycota; Pichiomycetes; Serinales; Debaryomycetaceae
Gene: PRE3
Product: proteasome core particle subunit beta 1
Exons: 1
Coding region: 1-654 (217 amino acids)
Cellular component (GO): proteasome core complex
Molecular function (GO): threonine-type endopeptidase activity
Source: RefSeq, a predicted model, not a curated record